AGCGGAUGCAGUCUGUAGUUAUUAGGUCAAUCAUUUGGAGAUGCUAUUUAAAGUUCAAGUCAGGUUGUAAUUAGCUAAUUUCAGUGGUGAUUUGAGAUUUUGGCGCGUAACCUAGCCCUUGUACUUACACAAUUUUCGUUCAUGUCGUAUAUAUUUACACACUUUUAUUAAAAAGAUAAAUAGACUUUGGCAUGUAUUUAGGCACAUUCGACGAGUAGUUGUGUCAGUCCUUUGUACCUACUUCUUGUGAGUAUGUCGGACAAAACUGCUACGGGGAAACUAAAGGGCCACAGCAAGAAUGGUUCACGUCGCCAAAAAGGCUCUGGCGGCCCUAUAGCGUCAAAAGAAGUGCCGAGCGAGCUAAAAGAAAAAGGGAUGAAUAAAGACGGAACGAAGCGAAAUCAGGGAUCAGGUCGUCAAAAGGGUGUGGAGGCAGUUAAAAAACGUGCUCAAGACCAAUCAAGCAUCAUGGAAUACCAGCCUUCAACCACACCGAGUGAACAAACUGUUUCCAUACGUUGCCCCGGAACAAUAGUAAAUGUAAGUGGAGGUACUAUGCUACGAAGGCAAUUGUUGAUGCUGUCACCAUCAAUACAACAGCAAGAUGAUCGGCUCACAUUAGUCAUAGAGUAG
Sphaeroforma arctica JP610 is the source of this 633-nucleotide messenger RNA. RefSeq lists its product as hypothetical. The record is from RefSeq and is a predicted model, not a curated record. The coding region runs from base 253 to 633 and encodes 126 amino acids. The transcript has a single exon. Lineage: Eukaryota; Ichthyosporea; Ichthyophonida.